AUGCACCCUACUUAGAGCCUUGAGCCAAAUGUCUCAAGAUUUCUAGGACUCUCCUCAAACCAUCACGUACUCCGCUAUUUCUUGCCCUUAUAAUGCUCGCGAAGCCUUCUAGCAACUCAUCGCUCGCUUUUUCUCUUUGUGAAACCUCCUCUUUCGCUCAAUCUAUGUCUGAAUGCACUCGCAAACGAAAGCGUCAAGCUGAAGACGACGACUUUGAUCCCUUGAACCCUCAGAAUCAAGACGAUAAAAACAAAACUAGGAGGAUCAACCCGUUUAAGCUUGCUGAACGUCUACCUGAUGGCCUUGUCAAGGAGAUGGAAACUUUCAUUAAACCUGGAGCGAUUAUGCCCAACUUCGACGUAAGGAAAGAGUUGCAGAUUCGAUAUCAAGUCGAUAGGCGGCAUCUUUAUGACUACUUUCAUUCUCGCGGUCUCCGCGUUGCGAAAGAGGAUCGUCACAGCAAUCUCACUAGAAGCAGAAUCGCGAAGGCGAAAGCUCAAACAAAUGGAGACGAAAGUGUCAAGGAGAACGUGUCACAGAAAUUUUACAAACCCAUGAAGCUUCCGCCCGCCAAGCGAUCCGCUCCCAAGCCGAAGAUAGCUAGGAAAAGUUACAAGAAACCUGUUCUCAUGUCUACAGUAGACAAUCGUGUCUUUAGUCCCAGUCCUGCCGCAUAUAACCAAGAACCAGAUGUUCAAGUGACUGCCAGCGCCGAGGAAGACCUCUCCCCCGAAAAUGAAACCAAUAUUCUAGAGCCCGGUAUCUCCUUCGACAGCGACGUCGAUGCAGUCACUAACGCAGCUACACUGGCAGUAAUGGAACAACAACCAUGCUUUUACUCCGAAGACGCUUAUGUUACCUCUGGUCCAUCCACACCAUCGCUCGUCGACGACUCUUCGUCUUGUAAGUCGCCAUCCCCUUCACUCGAGGAAGAAUCCUUCUCUGCUGCUGAGUUCGCUGCCGAGUUCCUCAAUCUUCCUGAAGAUCUUGAUUGUCAAGACCAGUCGAUGGACACCGUUUUCGACUGCUCUUUUGCUCCCUCUAUCAUUGGUGAUUUAAUGCGCCCUUCUGACCGGAAGAACAUGUACGAACACAUCGACACGAACAUCGUUUCUAAUGGCACAAGCUUUGCGUUGGACCUAUCUGCUCUUGAACAUGAAACAUCAAGCCUCAAUCCUCUCUUCGCAAAUACAGCUUUACCAUCUUUCUAUCCGUCUUUGUCCCUCGCUUCUUACCUGAGUGCCUUACAGAACUUGUCUGCAGGCGCCGUACCUACAUUUUCGACUUCUCUACCUGCUCCGAUGCCUUCGUCUUCUACCUCGGAAGGAUAUUGCAUCCCUUCUGCAGUACUGUCGAAAUCAACGCGCGUCUUCACACCGCGCGAUUUCUUAAUUCCGGGUUUCCGACAAGUAGAAAGUGUUCCUUGUUCUGUUCCAGCAGUGCCUUUUACUGCGAACGCUUACUACCCUGUGUCAUAGAAUUAGCUUGAGUUGGUUUGAAACUGUGAAGCAUCUAGAACCUACGCUGAAUUUUCUUGCCUUAGUCCAUCCUUUCAUCUUUUACUUCAGCCUCCCCCCUCGGACACCUCCAACCCCAGCCAGAUAUUUUGACGAAACCCCUCCUUCUCCAUCUUAUGAAAAUCUCGUUCCCGGCCCGUCUUCUUCAGAAUUCUGUAUAUUGUCACCUUGUUCCUCUCGUUCCUCGAAUCUCGCCAUCCCUUGUCAAUCAUGAACCCGCGCCCUAUCGUGAUGUGCAGUAGGGUUUUUUCGUAUCGUAUGUAUAUGUACCUAACUUACACAAAUCACUGUAUACACACCUGAAGGAGAAAAAAUUCCGCUCGACGGAAUUACCAAAAUUCAGUGC
Lentinula edodes (shiitake mushroom) is the source of this 1863-nucleotide messenger RNA. RefSeq lists its product as uncharacterized. NCBI's taxonomy places the organism in Eukaryota, Fungi, Basidiomycota, Agaricomycetes, Agaricales, Omphalotaceae. The record is from RefSeq and is a predicted model, not a curated record. Bases 93 to 1478 code for a protein of 461 amino acids. The transcript has 6 exons.